This is a messenger RNA of Sinocyclocheilus grahami, 1021 nucleotides long. Its product is annotated as netrin receptor UNC5D-like. The coding region runs from base 194 to 1021 and encodes 275 amino acids. Gene Ontology annotation, molecular function: cell-cell adhesion mediator activity. The record is from RefSeq and is a predicted model, not a curated record. Gene Ontology annotation, cellular component: axon; plasma membrane. NCBI's taxonomy places the organism in Eukaryota, Metazoa, Chordata, Actinopteri, Cypriniformes, Cyprinidae. Gene Ontology annotation, biological process: axon guidance; homophilic cell-cell adhesion; dendrite self-avoidance. The transcript has 6 exons.
GUGCGGCACCUGCAAGUCUCAGUGCACUAGUACAAGGCUCUUCAAGCAGAGCACAAGCCGAUGCGGUGUCUGAAGUUCGGUGCAAAGGAAUGAUGUCUGCUGAGGUUUUAGAGAGAAGUCAGAACAUUAAAGUGAGAGAGACCGUUAGAGUAAAACACAAGGAACUGUCAAGACAGAGAGAAACAGAAUAGAAAUGGGAAGUACUGUGAAGGGACGUCGGCAAUUUUUGGAGAUCAUCUUGGUUCUCGCGCUGUGUGCAACGCGCGCCAGCGGUCGAGGAGCCGUCAGUGAUGCCCUUGCUGAUUCUCUGUCAUCAGUUGGUGGGACAUUACCUCACUUCCUGCAAGAGCCUGAGGAUGCUUACAUAAUCAAAAACAACCCUAUCAAGCUGCGCUGCCGUGCGACCCCUGCCCUGCAGAUCUUCUUCAAAUGUAAUGGGGAAUGGGUCCAUCAGAACCAACAUACUUCACAAGAGUACAUGGACCAUAACACUGGGCUGAAAAUCUGUGAAGUGACGAUCAAUGUUACCAGGCAGCAGGUGGAGGAUUUCCAUGGUCCAGAAGACUACUGGUGCCUGUGUGUGGCCUGGAGUCACCUAGGAACCUCGAAGAGCCGUAAGGCCACAGUGAGGAUAGCCUACCUCCGCAAGAACUUCGAGCAGGAUCCUCAAGGGAAGGAAGUGCCAAUCAAGAGCAUGAUUGUGCUGCAUUGCCGUCCCCCAGAGGGCGUGCCCAUGGCAGAGGUGGAGUGGUUGAAAAAUGAAGAUUUGGUUCGCUCCCUUGGAGACGAUAACAUUGACACUCGUGCUGACCACAAUCUGAUCAUCAAUGAAGCAAGACUCUCUGACUCCGGCAACUACACCUGCCUCGCCAGUAACGUAGUCGCAAAAAGACGCAGUGCUACAGCUACUGUAGUUGUGUUUGGAAUGAGAAUUGAGCACCUACCACCAGUGGCUGUCGAGGCAGGCAGACCGAUCACAGGGAUUGUAGGUGGGGCAUGGAAGGAAUCCGACAGGAAGUGA